This is a messenger RNA of Diceros bicornis minor, 1447 nucleotides long. It is a transcript of the gene PEX11G, whose product is annotated as peroxisomal biogenesis factor 11 gamma. The transcript has 5 exons. Lineage: Eukaryota; Metazoa; Chordata; Mammalia; Perissodactyla; Rhinocerotidae. Gene Ontology annotation, biological process: peroxisome fission. The record is from RefSeq and is a predicted model, not a curated record. The coding region runs from base 1 to 723 and encodes 240 amino acids. Gene Ontology annotation, cellular component: peroxisomal membrane.
AUGGCGGCGCUGAGCGGCCUGUCGUCGGCGCUGGAGUCGUAUAGGGGCCGGGACCGCCUGAUCCGAACGCUGGGGUACUGCUGCCAGCUGGUCGGUGGGGUCCUGACGGAACAGUGUCCGGCCAGGUCAGAGGUGGGGACGCGCCUGCUGGCGCUGUCCUCCCAGCUCAGCCACUGCAGGACUGUCCUGCGACUCUUUGACGACCUGGCCAUGUUCAUCUACACUAAACAGUACGGCCUGGGGGCAGAGGAGGAAGGCAUCUUUGUCCGCUGCGUGUCUGUCCUGGGCAACCUGGCCGACCAGCUCUACUACCCCUGUGAGCAUGUCGCCUGGGCCGCGGACGCCAAGAUCCUCCACGUGGACUCUGCCCGGUGGUGGACACUGAGCACAGCCUGCUGGGGCCUCUCCCUGCUCCUGGGGAUCGCCAGGUCCCUGUGGAUGGUCCUGACGCUGAGACAGAGGCUGAGGAGCCCCACGGCGCCCUUCCCCAGCCAGCUGCCCGCUAGCAAGCGGAGGGCCAUGCAGGCCCAGGUCCAGUCGGAGGUGCUGACUGUCCUGAGCAACCUGGCCGACCUGGCCAAUGCCGUGCACUGGCUGCCCCCGGGCGUCCUGUGGGCCGGCCGCUUCCCCCCGUGGCUGGUGGGCCUCCUGGGCACCGUCUCCUCCCUCCUCAGCGUCUAUCAGGCAGUCCGGGCCGGCCAGGCCGAUGCCGCCACCCCCUGACACGCUGCGGGGAGCUCGUGGAUGCAGCCGAAGCCAGACAGAGGGCCCCUUCCUCCAAAGGAGAAAUCACCCAGGCAGGGGCUGGGUCUCUAACUGAGCAAAUCAAGGCCAGGUGUGGGGAGAUGCAACCCAAAGAUGGCACGGAGCAGCCGGGGGCGAGGUCCCCCAGGCGCUGGGGCCAGGACCUUUCCUCCCAGGCCUGGCUUCUCUCAGGGCCGGAGCAGGAGGGCCCGGGUCUCCCAUGCAGAGAAGGACACCGCCGGCCUCAGCAGAGCCUGGCUCCUGGCUCUGCUGCCCGGUGUCCUGUAUUCCAGUGAACGCAAGCAGGGAGACCAGGACCCUGUGCACCACGUGGGGCCUUAGGAAGCUGACACGAGAAUCAAUUAAAUACUGUGGUGCUGGUGCCAGGCCCAGGUGUGAGUAGUUCUUCCGAAACUCACCUACUCCAGCCCCCUCCCGUCCGCAGGCCCGCUCACUCACAGGCUCUCUUUCCUGGAGGCGCGUCCCUGGGCCUUAUUUUAGGGACGGUGUGCAGGCGCCACCUCUGGGCGUGACGGUGUCCUGGGUUCAGCUUCUCCCGGGACGGAAAUGCAGUGGGAAACCGCACCUUCCCGGCCUGCCUUCUGGAAUGUCCUUGGCUGGUGGGUCCUCUCCGACUCUGCAAGCACGGCCCACUUCAGCCACGGGGUGCCGCCCUCCCUCCCAUCUCUGGCACAGGGGUCCC